Molecule: messenger RNA, 1425 nt
Organism: Dracunculus medinensis (Guinea worm)
Lineage: Eukaryota; Metazoa; Nematoda; Chromadorea; Rhabditida; Dracunculidae
Source: the annotation of a GenBank genome assembly
AUGUCUUCAGGUCGUAGGUUUCCUGUUGAUAUUUAUUAUACAAAAGCGCCUGAAGCGGAUUAUCUGGAUGCUGCUAUGGUUACUGUUCUUCAGAUUCAUUUAACUCAACCACUCCCCGGUGAUGUUCUUGUUUUUCUUACUGGUCAAGAAGAAAUCGAAACUUUAAUGGAAUCUUUAUUGGAACGAACAAAAUAUCUGGGAAAAAAAAUUAAAGAAUUAAUCGUUCUUCCCAUUUAUUCAAAUCUACCAUCCGACUUGCAAGCAAAAAUUUUUGAACCCACACCUCCAAAUGCUAGAAAGGUAGUUUUAGCCACAAAUAUUGCUGAAACUUCAGUUACCAUCGAUGGUAUAUGUUAUGUGAUUGAUCCCGGAUUUACGAAACAAAAUUCUUUUGAUGCUAGAGGUGGUGUUGAACAUUUACAAGUUGUAACUAUAUCGAAGGCAGCAGCGAAUCAGCGCGCUGGAAGAGCUGGUCGCACUGGUCCUGGAAAGUGUUUCCGAUUGUAUACUUCGUGGGCUUAUAAAAAUGAACUCGAUGAUCAGCCUAUCCCUGAGAUCCAGAGGACGAAUUUAGCGAAUGUUGUUUUAAUGUUAAAGAGUUUGGGAAUCCAUGAUCUCGUACACUUUGAUUUCCUAGAUCCACCUCCCCAAGAAACAUUAGUAAUAGCUUUGGAACAGUUGUAUGCUUUGGGAGCGCUCAAUCAUCGUGGAGAGUUGACCAAAUUGGGAAGGAGAAUGGCAGAAUUUCCUUGCGAUCCUUGCAUGAGUAAAAUGAUCAUUGCAUCAGAAAAAUAUGAAUGUUCUGAAGAAAUUAUUACCAUUGCGGCGAUGUUAUCGUGUAAUGCAGCUGUAUUUUAUCGGCCUAAAGCUAUGGUAAUACAUGCAGAUGCGGCGCGUAAAGGAUUCUGGAAGCCUGGUGGAGACCAUUUGACUCUUUUAUACGUUUAUAAUCGAUGGAAAGAAACGAAUUAUUCAUCGCAGUGGUGUAUGGAGAAUUUUGUGCAGCACAGAACUAUGCGGAAAGCACGGGAUAUUCGAGAUCAGCUGGAAGGAUUACUUGAAAGAGUCGAAAUAGAACAAAAAUCGAGUGAUGAUUCAGUUGCAAUAAGAAAGGCAAUAACUUCCGGUUAUUUUUAUAACUGUUCAAAACUCGAUAGCAGUGGUCAUUAUAAAACUGUGAAACAUAAACACACUGUACAUAUACAUCCGAAUUCUUCUUUACUUGAGGAAACACCAAGGUGGAUGAUCUAUUAUGAACUUGUCUCUACAUCAAAGGAAUUCAUGAGAGAGGUGAUAGAGAUUGAGAGUGCUUGGCUUAUGGAAGUAGCACCUCAUUAUUACAAAUUAAAGGAACUAGAAGAUCCGACAAAUAAAAAAAUGCCAAAACAAAAAGGAAAAGUAGCUGCUGAACUUUUUUCUAUUUAA